AUGGAGAACUCUGCAAAAGAGCUGGAGAGGAAGAAAGCUGAAUGUGAAGCAGAACUUGAAUCGCAGAGCCAGGAACUUGAUCUACAUCUGAGCGAAGACCAGAUUGACUAUCUUACGGAAAAUGCGGAACAACAGAAACAGGUCCUCCAAAACGAGAAAGUCAAUCUGGUAUCAAUGGAGAAGCAAGUGAAGGAAAGCAAGGAAAAGUUAGAGAAGGUAUCUAUUGAGCUUAACGAAAUCAAUAAACAGCUCUCUGAUGCAAGUGGUGAUUCGGCGGAAUCAGAGCGUGUAAGACGACGCAAUGAAGCCAUUGAAAAUCUGAAGAGGGUUUUCCCAGACAAGUUCAUUCUCUACGUCAAGUUUGCUUGUAACCCUUUGGAACGCGUUCAUACUCCGCCGUCGGAUCGCUUGGGCUCGACGCAGCAAUCACUAUUCGCGCGGCAUGUCCAUGGUCGUCUGGUCGAUCUGUGCCAGCCUAGCCAUAAGCGCUUCAAUUUGGCUGUGACGAAAGUUCUCCAAAAGCAUAUGACGAGUAUUGUCUGCGACACUGAAGAUACUGCAAGGGAUGCGAUCAUGUAUUUGAAGGAACAACGCUAUCCUCCUGAAACCUUCCUACCUAAUCAUGGCCUUGACGUUCAUCCCAUCAACGAGAAACUUCGAGAGCUCACGCCGAAACGAUACAAAGCCGUUGCUUUGGAUGGAACCAUGUUCCAGCAAAGCGGAGUGAUUGGAGGUGGUAGUCAUGAGUUGAAAAUGCGUGCGAAGAAAUGGGACGAGAGGGACUUGAAAAAUAAGCUGACCUCAGUUGAGUAUCGGCUGAAAAAUAUGCAACUCGAGAAAACCAAGUGUGAGACUGACACACUCAAUAAGUUGACCUUCGAACUUGAAGCCCUCGAGUCUGAGCUCAGUGUGAUUCCGCCCAAAAUCGAGGAGAUAGAAGAGCGCAUGCAGGAAAGAGAGAGGGAAAUAGCGAAGAUCGAAGAGAAGAGUAACGCUGUUGCGGAUGAUGCUUUUGCCAAGUUUUCUGCCAAGAAGUGUCGGGAAUUAAGAACAUUCUUGAAUACGACAAGAAGCGUGAAAAUGACGGUAUUCCAUCAGGAAAGGGUUGACCGCAUGCGGGAGUUCGACAACGAACUUGACCGUAUUCGUAAUGAGCUGGAGUAUCUGCGUUCCGAGGAUAAAAACAGGAAAGUCAAACAGGAAAUGGAUAAGGUGAAAAAUCUCGAAAAGGAACUGGAAGCUCUGAAGAAAAAGGAAACAAAGGAAGGCAAAGUACUAGCGCGUUUAGAGAAAGAAAUGGAAGACUUGAAGGUUGCCGCCAUGGAAAAGAAAAACGAACAAGAAGCUUUGGAGCAGGAACUUGGUGCCGUGAAGAAAGAUGCUCAGGUAAAAUGUGCAAAAUUCUUGCGUAUCACACUGCCCUAG
This is a messenger RNA of Cooperia oncophora, 1425 nucleotides long. The record is from the annotation of a GenBank genome assembly. Lineage: Eukaryota; Metazoa; Nematoda; Chromadorea; Rhabditida; Trichostrongylidae.